Gekko japonicus is the source of this 930-nucleotide messenger RNA. It is a transcript of the gene SMARCAD1, whose product is annotated as SWI/SNF-related, matrix-associated actin-dependent regulator of chromatin, subfamily a, containing DEAD/H box 1. The coding region runs from base 2 to 442 and encodes 146 amino acids. The record is from RefSeq and is a predicted model, not a curated record. NCBI's taxonomy places the organism in Eukaryota, Metazoa, Chordata, Lepidosauria, Squamata, Gekkonidae. Gene Ontology annotation, cellular component: nucleus. The transcript has 4 exons. Gene Ontology annotation, molecular function: DNA binding; ATP-dependent activity, acting on DNA; chromatin binding.
UAUGAUGCUUGACAUUCUGGAAGUUUUUCUAAAACAUCAACAAAUCCGAUAUCUUAGGCUGGAUGGAAAGACACAGAUUUCUGACAGGAUACAUCUGAUUGAUGAGUUCAAUUCGGACAUGGGUAUCUUUGUCUUCCUGCUUUCAACUAAAGCUGGAGGACUAGGGAUUAAUCUGACUUCAGCUAAUGUGGUCGUUCUUCAUGACAUUGACUGCAACCCUUACAACGACAAGCAGGCAGAAGACAGAUGUCACAGGGUAGGACAAACCAGAGAAGUGAAAGUUAUACGGCUCAUCAGUAAAGGGACAAUAGAGGAAUCCAUGCUCAGAAUCAGUCAGCAGAAGUUAAAACUAGAACAAGAUAUGACGGCAGCAGAUGCAGGAGAAGAAGGGGCCAUUCCAGCAGAUAUAGCAACAUUAUUAAAAGCAUCGCUAGGUCUCUAAUAAUAUAAAACUGAACGUUGUAGAUAUUUUUUUAAUUUGAGGAAGAAAAUACAAUGUGGUGCUUCAAGAAGUUUUUAUGUUAUGACAAUACAUUUGUAUGGACAUUUAUAACUUUUUGUAAUUUCCUUGUUGUUGUUGAUUGUCUCUGGCAAAAAAACCCCCCCCCCCCCAAGCUGGUACUCAAAGUAAAAUAUGGAGAUACCACAAAAAAAAUGUAGUGCAUAAAAUGCCACCUAAGCUAUAUUAUCAAGGCAGUUUUAAAAUGGGGACCCUAGUUUUAAUUAAACUGCUAAUGCUUAAAAUUGUUCCAUAUUUUUGUAAUUAUUUCUACCUCUAAAUAUAUAUAUAGAAGCUGUCUAUUUCACUGGAUGUGUGGUUUUUUUACAUGUGCCUUAUUUGAAAUGCCCGUUUUUGUUGUCUCUUUGCUUGUUUUUAUUUGAAGUACUGUAAUGUUUUGUAUUAAAUUGUUCGCACAAUAAAAAAUUAAA